Messenger RNA from Actinia tenebrosa (Australian red waratah sea anemone), 2373 nucleotides. Its product is annotated as AP-3 complex subunit mu-1. Gene Ontology annotation, biological process: vesicle-mediated transport; intracellular protein transport. Gene Ontology annotation, cellular component: clathrin adaptor complex. Lineage: Eukaryota; Metazoa; Cnidaria; Anthozoa; Actiniaria; Actiniidae. The record is from RefSeq and is a predicted model, not a curated record.
CGCCAUCUUGAAAAUCCACGGAAAGCUAAAGUUCCAAAGGAAGUGAAACUUUGAUGGGAUUUUCACGAUGAUCAACAGCCUUUUUAUCAUUAAUAACACCGGAGAUAUUUUUGUCGAGAAGCACUGGAAGAGUGUCAUCAGCAGAUCAAUAUGUGACCAUUUCUUUGAAGCACAAACAAAGGCAUCCGCACCAGAGGAUGUUCCUCCAGUUAUUGCAACACCUCACUAUUACCUGAUAAGUAUUUACAGAAACCAUUUGUUCUUUGUGGCUGUUGUACAGUCAGAAGUUCCUCCCCUGUUUGUAAUAGAGUUCCUUCACAGAGCUGUGGACAUAUUUAAAGAUUACUUCCAUGAAUGCAAUGAAUCAUUAAUCAAGGAGCACAUCGUCAUAGUCUAUGAGCUACUUGAAGAGAUGCUUGAUAAUGGUUUUCCCCUAGCAACAGAGCCAAAUAUCUUAAAGGAGCUUAUCAAACCCCCAAGUAUCGUGCGACAAGUGGUUAAUACAGUUACUGGAUCAUCACAUGUUGGAACACACUUGCCGACUGGUCAGUUAUCUAAUGUGCCCUGGAGAAGAACUGGAGUGAAAUACACGAAUAACGAGAUUUACUUUGACAUAAUAGAAGAGAUCGAUUGCAUUAUUGACAGAAAUGGUUCUGUGGUCUUUACUGAAAUCCAAGGAGUGGUUGAUAGUGUUUGUAAGCUGUCUGGAAUGCCAGAUCUGACCAUGUCAUUAGUCAACCCACGACUUCUAGAUGAUCCAAGCUUUCACCCUUGUGUUCGAUUCAAACGAUGGGAGUCAGAGAAAGUACUAUCAUUUGUUCCUCCUGAUGGGAGCUACAGAUUGCUGUCSUACCACAUCACAACUGGUUCUAUGGCAAUCCCAGUUUAUGUUAAACACCAAAUAUCAUACUCUGAGGGAGGAUCUGGAAGGUUUGACUUGACAGUAGGACCAAAACAGACCAUGGGAAAAGUGGUAGAGGAUGUUGUUAUCACUGUCCCAUUUCCAAAGCAAGUCUUAAAUGUCAACCUGUCACCAUCAGUUGGCAACUAUACAUUUGAUCCUGUCAGGAAAGAACUUAAGUGGGAUGUUGGUAAAAUUCUACCUCAGAAGCUACCAAUAUUAAGAGGAAGUAUGUCUUUACAAACUGGUGUUCCUCCUCCAGAUGAAUCUACUACGAUAUCUGUUGCAUUCAGAAUCCCACAACUAGCAGCAUCAGGCAUCAAAGUUAGCAGACUUGACUUGUAUGGAGAGAAAUACAAGCCAUUUAAAGGAGUAAAGUAUGUAACCAAAGCAGGAAGAUUCCAAGUCAGAACCUAGAAAAAUAUAUUCAAUGAAUUGUUCACAGCCAGAAAUUCAAAGUAAUGAGAGAUUUACAAACUUAUACCUGUUCAUAGUCAAGAAAAUGAAAUGACAAAACAGGACUGCCAUGUUGGUUGGUAUACCAUUUACAGUCCUUCUCAAUUGUGUACGAGGAACCAUCAUAACAACGUACAGGCUUCAGUGGGACUCAAUCAAGGAAUUAAUGAAUAUUUUUUAUUUUCAUUCAAGAUUCAACUAGCAGGGCAGUUUUGUUUUUGCAUGAAAUCCCAGUUAUUAAGGCAUUUUAAUGAAAAAUUUAUCCAAAACCAAAAAUUAUUUUAUAUGUAAAGGUGUUCAAGGGUUUCAUUCUUUUAUGGGUAUUGGUUAAAACCUUAAAAAAUAAAUUUAUUGUUUACAAUAGGUCGUUAUGAUAGUGAUCGUACAAUUUAAUAGUGGGCUAGAGGAUGCAUUGUGUUCUCAAAUUCUUUCCAAUAUCGCAGAAGCAGAAUAUAGUAUUUCUGCUGUAUUGGACUGACACUAAAUUGAUAUUCUGAUUGACAUUACAAAUAUCUGUACAGAAUUACAGUUAGGAAACAUAACCUCUGUGAAUGGUAAAAAAUCUAAACAUUAGGUAUACUGGUUAUUAAAACUAGGAUUGAUUAAAAUGUUGAUAUUUUUUCUACAAUUCAUUUUAUUCCAUAAUUAAAAUUUAGAUAUUCUAGCCCAUGGAUUGUGAAACUCAAGGUAUAGCAUAGGAGCUCAAAUUAAAGUUAGAGUCAUUUUAGUAUGGGCCUUUCUUGAACAAUAGACUUUCCCACAUGGCUUUCCAUUCUUGAAUUUUAAAUUUUAGAAAGAGCAUCCACAGGUUUAAACAAAAGGUUUAUAUUUUUAUGGGAAUAAACAUGGUGCUUUGUGAUCAAAGUCAAUGGCUGAAAAUCUUGGAACUUAAUAAACUGCACGAAAUGACAACCACUCAAAUCAGCCAAUCACAGUGUGAAAAUCUCUCUCAGCCAUCGAAACGUAUAGAAAUCAAUCCUGAACGAAUAAAAUAUAUUAAACAGAAUUCAAAAAUA